Messenger RNA from Papilio polytes (common Mormon), 2502 nucleotides. RefSeq lists its product as uncharacterized. The transcript has 14 exons. Lineage: Eukaryota; Metazoa; Arthropoda; Insecta; Lepidoptera; Papilionidae. The record is from RefSeq and is a predicted model, not a curated record. The coding region runs from base 82 to 2004 and encodes 640 amino acids. Gene Ontology annotation, cellular component: kinetochore.
GUAUUGUGAUUGUACGCUUUAAGUUGUGUAUUUGUGUUUUUUUGUAUAAUUCAAGAGUUUACAAUUAAAAGCGCAUACAAAAUGACAGAUGUAGAAGAUAUUAUACAUUACAUUAAAUCAUUAAGAAAGGGUUUUGAUAAAGACUUGUUUCAAAGUAAAAUCGAUGAACUUGCUUAUAUUGUGGAAAAUGAAGGCUUGGAGUGUAACGAUUUCCAUACAUUAUUCAAAGUUUGGUUAAAUUUAUCAAUACCAAUAACGAAAUGGACAAGUCUUGGAGCAUGUUUGGUCCCCAAAGACAAGAUCGGCAAACCUACCAUUGACUAUGCAAUUCGUUGGAUUCUUGCUAAAUAUGAUAAUCAAUCAAACUUUUCAAAUAUAAGCUUUUUACUUGACUGGUUAACAGCUGCAAUGGACUGCAAUUCUAUUGAAUUAGAUUUACUUAAUAUUGGAUAUGAAGUCUUUUACUCAACCCUGACAUAUGAAACUUUGGCACCUCAUUCAGUUAAAUUGGUAUACAAUUUAACUAAACCAGGUGAUGUUAGCAGACGAAGAGUUGUUGAACUUUUAGACUGUGCAAAGAAAAGAGAAGCAAAAAAGAACUUAUACCGUCAGAUUCAAGUUCUCUUGGGGUUGUUCAAAUCGUACAGACCUGAAUGUGUCCCUGAAGACAUACCAUCUAUAUCCAUACAUACAUCUUUCAGGAAGAUCAAUGCAAACCUUUUGAAUCUAUUCACAAUAACUCAGAGAAAAAGAAAUUCAUUGUUUGAUACUAAACAAUACUUGUUGUGGACUAAUCCAUUGAAUUGUGACUCUGGAAGGAAUAAGAAAGACCCAUUAAUACCAAACAUGGAGUUCUUAAAGCUUGGCUCAAUGCAGUAUGCUGAACAAGAACAGAAAACAUAUCUGGAUUUUUCUAGCCCGGUGUCGGUGGUGAAGCACGGCGUGCGCGCGCGCUGCCGGCGGCCGGCGCGGCUGCGCGCGCUGCUCUGCAACGACACGGGCGCGGCCCUGCUGGCACUCGCCGCUGAUGAUGAACAGGCAUUCUUCUCGCACGACCUGCAUCAUCUGCUCAACCAUUGUUUCUUUGACAAAUCAGCAUACAGCUACGAGGAGAAGCGAUACUUGCUGCACCGGCUGGCGACAUUCCAGCGCACUGUGCUGCAAGGCAUUCCAGUCGUGACGAGAUUCCUCGCACAGUUUUUAGCUUUCUGGAACGAAACUGACUUCUUUGGUGAGAUAAUGGAUUUAGUGGAAUGGUUGAGUGUGGAUAGUUAUGAGUAUAUAGAAUCAAUAAUAAAUUCACUCACAAAGAUAUACUGCAGAGCAAAUUCAAUGGACCAGUGUGUUAUACUCAAGAGUUUGUCCGCUAUGUAUGCUAAUUUGGUACACAGCAGUGUGAGAGAUUGCAGACUAUUUAUGAGUUCAAACUCACCUCGGAUUGACUACUCACAAAUUUUACGCGGCGUCGCGAGAUUGUUAACACAGUUGUAUAACAAAGGAUUACAGAUAAACCCAGGCAGCACGCUAGCUGUGAGCAGCUGCGCGUGCGCGGCGGCGCGCUUGGCGCCCGCCGCCGCCGCGCUCGAACGCAGCGCGAACCUAAUACUUACGUACAGGAAGAUAUUCUCAAAAAUAAAGAACAAAAAUAACAACGGUGUAAAAAAUACCCAUGAUUUUGAACAUCGACAGACGCUAAAGGCGUAUACAAACGACAUAAUAUCGUGUCUAUACCAAGAAAACUUCCUCAGCGGUCGAGAGCAGGGCCUCGUGUUCAGCAAACUGAACAAACAGACGGUCGAAAUGCUGAACAAAGCUGUACCCAAUGCUGAAUCCAAGUUAAGUCUACGUAAUCACUUAGCGUUCGCGCCAUACACUUAUGUGCAAGUUGAAGGUUCCCAAGCAGAGGCUGCGGAUAACUCGAUGUGGUUCAAAUACGCUAUUGAUAAACAGUUCCCCAGUUUGAGUAAAUUGUUGAUUAUGACUACACCACAAUUGCUUACUUAGGUUAAACUCCGUAAAAGUUAAGAAUUUUAAUUGUAGUGUGUAGGAGGCCUAAUAUUAUCCCCAUCCCUUCCUAUAACGCUUAGAAAGGGUAUAAUAACCACUUUCUGCGUGUCCCCUACAUUGAUUAAAAAUAGACAACGCAUCUGCGUUGAUGUCUAUGGGUCGCUUCGCUGUUUCGGCGAAUGCCGGUGGCCUAAUUUAGUUUUGUAAAACAUAAGAAUUAAUAGUAAGGGACCAUUAACGUAGUUUUUAAUGAUUUAAAGACCUAGGAAGUACAAAAUAUUUCUAGAUAAUAACAUUAUGUAUUUAAUUGCAUUUAUACCACCAAUGUAGUAAAGACACAUAAAAUUGAGAAAAUAUAUUUUAUUUUGAUAACAUUUUGUAGCUAUCUGCCUGUGGUUCAAUAAUACUCUUUCCAAUAUUAAAGGCCUGUCCCACAACUAGCUGAUAGAGGCUCAGAUAGCUUAAAAAUGUCACUGUCAGAUGAGGUAACAAAAA